Molecule: messenger RNA, 4070 nt
Organism: Gambusia affinis (western mosquitofish)
Lineage: Eukaryota; Metazoa; Chordata; Actinopteri; Cyprinodontiformes; Poeciliidae
Gene: a1cf
Product: apobec1 complementation factor
Exons: 13
Coding region: 176-2008 (610 amino acids)
Cellular component (GO): nucleus
Molecular function (GO): mRNA binding
Source: RefSeq, a predicted model, not a curated record
UGAUCACACACAUACACACACACACGCACACAUGCGUGCAAUCUCACGCAGGGGGCUCUGACCACACACUCACACUCAGAAUGACACAGCUCUGAUCGGAGGGAGGUGAUCUCUGAAAUUGCUCAGUGAGCACCCCUAAUUUCCCUGAUUCACAAACUGCUGUUAAUCACACCCAAUGGAAUCCAAUCAGAAGGGAAGUGGGGACGGGCUGGCGGGGACGCAGAAAGAGGCCGCUCUUCGGGCGCUCACCCAACGGACAGGAUACCAGCUGAGACAGGAGAACGGUCAGCGGCGGUACGGUGGCCCACCACCUGACUGGGACGGACCACCGCCUGAGAGAGGUAGUGAGAUCUUUGUGGGGAAACUCCCAAGAGAUCUGUUUGAGGAUGAACUGGUUCCAUUGUGUGAGAAGUUUGGUAAGAUCUACGAGGUGAGGAUGAUGAUGGACUUCAAUGGGAACAAUAGAGGUUACGCCUUUGUCACCUUCACCAACAAACAGGAAGCCAGGACAGCUAUGAAGCAGCUUAACAACUACGAGAUCAGGAACGGUCGCCUGCUCGGCGUCUGUGCCAGCGUGGACAACUGCCGUCUGUUUGUCGGGGGCAUUCCUAAAACCAAGAAGCACGACGAGAUCCUAGUGGAGAUGCGAAAGGUCACAGACGGCGUUGUGGACGUCAUCGUGUACCCCAGCGCUGCAGACAAAUCCAAGAACCGAGGCUUCGCCUUUGUUGAGUACGAGAGCCACCGGGCAGCUGCCAUGGCCAGACGCAAACUCCUGCCAGGUCGGAUCCAGUUGUGGGGUCAUCCCAUUGCGGUGGACUGGGCGGAGCCUGAGGUGGAGGUUGAUGAGGAUACCAUGGCAACCGUAAAGAUUCUGUAUGUGAGGAACCUGAUGUUGCAGACCCCUGAAGAAACCAUCGAGAGGGAGUUUAACAGCCUGAAACCAGGUGCAGUGGAGCGAGUGAAGAAGAUCAGAGACUACGCCUUCGUACAUUUCAGUCAGCGAGAGGACGCCAUCAACGCCAUGAACGCGCUCAACGGGAAGGUGGUGGAUGGCUCGCCCAUCGAGGUGACUCUGGCCAAGCCGGUGGAUAAGGACAGCUAUGUCCGGUACACCAGAGGAACCGGAGGAAGAGGAGGCUCGGUUCUGCAGACCGACUACACGGCCUACACUUUGGGACAGGUGUACGAUCCCACUACGGCGUACCUUGGUGCUCCCGUGUUUUAUGCCCCCCAGGCCUACGCCGCCAUUCCGGGUCAGUUCCGUUUCCCAGCAGCCAAAGCUCACGCGGGAGGUAGAGGUCUGAUCAGGACGCCGUCGGUCAGAGAAAUUUACAUGACUGUACCUGUAGGGGCGGCGGGGGUACGAGGGCUGGGUGGGCGGGGCUACUUGGCCUACGCAGCCAUGGGACGAGGGGGUGGAAGUAGCGCCUCCUACGGGCUGAAGGGGGACAAGCAGGCCGAGGAAAAGCUGUAUGACCUGCUGCCGGGGAUGGAGCUGACACCGAUGAACCCAGCUGCCAUGAGCCUCAAGGGCACCGGCAUCAAACCACCGACUCAGGUCCUGGAAGAGCUGUGUCAGAAGAACAACUGGGGUCAGCCCGUCUAUCAGCUCCACUCGGCCAUCAGUCCGGACCAGCGGCAGCUGUUUCUCUACAAGAUCACCAUCCCAGCUCUGGCCACACAGUACCCCAACGUGCACCCCUUCACCCCAGCAAAACUGUGUGCCUCUGUGGAAGAAGCGAAGGUCCACGCGGCUGAACACACCCUGCAGACGCUCGGCCUGCAGACAGAGGGCGCUGCUGACGGCGGCUGUGCUACUGCAGCUGCCGUGGCCCCGGUAGCCUUCCCAGGCUACGCUCUGGCGAGCCUGGGGUCAUCGGGCGUGGCCUCCCAGCUGAAGCAGGCCGUUUCUCUGGGUCAGGACCUAACCGCCUACGCCACCUACGAGGGCUACCCCGCGUUCGCCGUGGCGGCUCGCCACACUGACGGAUACGGCGUUUUCUAAAGCUGCCGUUUCCGGGCACAGAGUUAAACCGUGGAGUUUCGUUUGCGCCACGCUGCUUCGCUCACCCGCACAGGUCGAUUCAGUUUGGAAACGCCAAACACUGUGAACCUGACAAGAAGCCAAAUCUGAUUGCGUCUUUCCUAAAACCAAAAGCGAACUGGUGUGAAUGCGGCAUUCUGUUGCUAUCAGACAGGGAGAUUUAAACUUCCUUUAGCUGAAAACCGGUUCAGUCUCAUCCCAGAUCGCCAGCUGCUGCUGAAAACCUGAUCAGACCCGUCAGUCGCCUCAAAGCAAACUUUUUGUCUGUCACCUGUUUCUGCUCCUCGUUUAAUCCAAAUUAUCUGCUCAUCCACAGUUUGGUUUGUGACACUGAAAACUGCCUCUGAUUGGCUGAUUCGCGUUUUCUGGUUAGGUGUGGCUUAUCUCUAACUAAGACAUUGUACUUUCUGAGUGUCUUCUACUGGUGGUUGCAAUGGCUUUUGGGUUGUUAACUUUAGCUUUUUCUUCAGACCUUUAAAUCGGAUUCAGUUCUAUAAGUUUAAGCCAAAUAAAAUAAAUUAAAUAGGUACUAAACUCUUCUUUUUAACAUCUGUAAUUAGCGGUCCUUACUCUUAUUUUUCAUUUCUGUAAAACUCACAGCGAAGUCCUGAUUUUAAAUUGAAGUCAUCUUUUUUCUGUUCAGCUUUUUAAAAAAGCUCUCAAACCAAGACAUUAGAGUUAUGAAGCUCCACCUGCUGUACCGAUCAUGAUGAUGAUGAUGAUGAUGAUGAUGAUGACUAUAUCUCAUUGGAGGUGCUUUGCAGGGCAGAAACUUUUCCAGAAAUUCUGAUUUAACUAAAAUUUGAAUCUGCUAAUUUCAUAUAUAUAUAUAUAUAUAUAUAUAUAUAUAUAUAUAUAUAUAUAUAUAUAUAUAUAUAUAUAUAUAUAUAUAUAUAUAUAUAUAUAUAUAUAUACUAUGUUUAUUUUGUUGCGUAGCUUUUUUUGACUCCGUCCAACACAACCAAGCACCCACAGGAUGUAAACGAUAUCUGUCACUGUAGGUGUUGCCGUGGUUACAGGCCCGGCAUAUCCAUGGCAACCUCCUGUGCAAAGGGAGGAGCUUUGAGCUAAGACGCCCUACGGAGAAAACCCAUUUCGGCCGCUUGUCUCUGCGAUUAACAAUUGUACAAGUAACUAUUAACAAUAAUUAACAAUUAAUAAUUAACAAUUAUCAACAAUUAACACUUGUAUUUAUAAAAACAAUCUACACUAAAUAAAUCUGCCCUGCUUUGUACAAGUUUGUUGGAGCUUUUUAAAAGCAGACCUUUCAUUUGUGUGGUCUUCUGUUCAGCAGGUUUGUUUCCGCCAAGCGUAAAAACAAUCAGGCAUCUUAUUCGGAUUAAAUUUGUUGUUUCAUUUCUGAUUUUCUUUCUUCUUUUUUUUUCAGCGUUCGUAUUUUCACGCUGGGCGUUUUCUUUUCCUUCCGUUAAUCUGCUGCAUUAGUUAAAACUCACCUCCCCCUCUGGAUCCCUAAAAUCCAGGAGUUGGCUUUCAUUCACAUCCACAGCGUUUUCAUGAUAGUUUAAAAGUAAAAAAAAAAAAAAUGGAUGAUAUGGUGUCGGAUCUCAACAAUGCUCCAGGGUAUCUUGUUUUUUUUUUUUUUUGUUUUGUUUUGUUUUUGUUUUUUUUCUUUUGGGUAAAAGCAGCUGCUGAUAGUAGCAGUUUUAACUUUUACUUCUUCUACUCGACUGAAGGUUUUGCGGAGAUCUCGGAUCAGAUGACACGAGUUGGCGUCCGAGCUGUGAACAUGCCGAAGCAGAGACAGUAUUAAAGUGUGCGAAGCACUUAGAACUUAUUUUUGUACGUGGAAUCAGAUGAACUAUCCAGACGUAUUUGUACAGAGGUAUUUUUAACUUGUCUUUGCUGCCGUAAUUGACUUGGGAAGAAAAAAAACCAUGCGACGCUGAAUCAGAACCCGAUCUGUGACGAGAGAAGAAAAUUGUGGGCAUUCUAAGAAACCGUUGUGAAAUAUUAUCUUUUAUUACUUCUAAUCUGGAUGGAUGAAAUAAAGAAUUAACAUAUA